Prunus armeniaca (apricot) is the source of this 327-nucleotide messenger RNA. Lineage: Eukaryota; Viridiplantae; Streptophyta; Magnoliopsida; Rosales; Rosaceae. The record is from the annotation of a GenBank genome assembly.
AUGGAGUCUCUCAAGAACUCUGUUUGGGAGUUGGUUCCUAAGCCCAAAGACAGAAAGCUAGUUGGAUGCAAGUGGGUAUUUAGGAAAAAGGAAGGACUACAUGAACAAGAUGUAUUGAGAUUCAAAGCAAGGCUCGUGGCUAAAGGGUACUCACAAAAGGAAGGGGUAGAUUAUGAUGAGAUCUUUUCACCCGUAGUCAAGCAUACUUCUAUCAUAUUGCUUUUAGCAAUGGCAACUCAGCAUGACAUGGAGAUUGAGCAAAUGGAUGUGAAGAUAGCAUUUCUUCAUGGGGAUUUAGAGGAGACAAUUUUCAUGGCUCAACCAUAA